Molecule: messenger RNA, 1182 nt
Organism: Peronospora matthiolae
Lineage: Eukaryota; Oomycota; Peronosporomycetes; Peronosporales; Peronosporaceae
Source: the annotation of a GenBank genome assembly
AUGCUCGAAAAGAAGGCGCUGGAGGGCAUUGCCGCGUACAAGUACAAGGCGGGAUCGUACACGUACUUGGACAACGUGCUGAACCACUUUUGGACGUACUCGGUGCAGUUUCUUCCCAUUUGGAAGGCGCCCAACCUCGUGACGAUGAUCGGCACGGGCGCCAUGAUGCUCACGACCGUCGUGCAGCUUUACUAUGCACCGCAUUUCUCGGAGAUUUGCCCCACUUGGGUGUACGUCCUGUCGGCUCUAGGUCUUUUCUUCUACCAGACGAUGGACGCCUUGGAUGGCAAGCAAGCGCGUCGUACAGGCGCGUCGUCUCCGCUUGGCCAGCUGUUUGACCACGGCUGCGACGCCUUGUGCACGGUCUUUAAUGUCUUGAGUGCUGCUGCCACGUGCCAAGCAGGCCCCGGUCUGCUUGCGUAUAUUGCACUGUCGUCCGUUUGCGUUACGUUCUAUUUGGCGCAAUGGCAGGAGUAUCACACGGGCGUCAUGAACUGUGGCAACGGCUUCUUCGGCGUCACGGAGGGACAAUUGACAUUAGUUGCAGUCCACUUGGCGGCAGCAUUCUUUGGUGCAGGCUUCUGGACGGCGGAACUGUCGUUCGUACCAACAAUUUCCGUGACCAUGACGCAAGUGCUGCUUUGCGCGCUCGUGGCGAGCAACGUCUUGCUAGCGUAUGGCAACGUCUCGAGCGUCCUAUGGGCGGCCGCUGACACGAUUCCGCGUGAAGAAUUGGGUAAUAAGCACAUCUCGAAGCCCAUAGCCCUCGUCCAGUUGGUCCCCAUCGGUAUUCUUCUGGUUCUGGGCUCGCUUUGGAUUUGUGGUCCUGACGCAGAGAACUACGAGAACUACCCCGUCUUGUUCCUGUUCCCCAUCGGUAUUGGCUACGUGUUCCUUUCGACACGUAUGAUUAUGAGCCACAUGUGCAAGAUACCGUUCACUCCUCAGCUUCGCGUCAUCAUCCCUUUCGGAUUCGUGAUCUUGAACGCUUACGGAACCGCAGCAGGGAUUCUCUCAAAGCCACUGAUUCCGACCAUUGUGUCGUCGUCGCUGUACGUGGUUUUUAUCGUGCUUGUUUACCUGCAAUUCAUCGUUGGCGUGGUCAAGGACAUCUGCGACUUUCUCAACAUCUUCCUUUUUAAGAUCAAGCCGGUGGCGGCAAGUAUUGAGAAAUCGAAGUAA